GGAGAAGCCGGUUCCGGGUUUUGGCCGACUUUAGGCGAGGAGUGGGUGAUGAGGACUCUAGGAGUUUGCUGAUCUGAGAAGGCCCACUUCUUGUUCAAUGGAUGAUGGCAGUUGAGCAGAUACCAAAAAAGGAUUGGUACAACAUUCUGGGGGCAGACCCAUCUGCAAGUGUGUCAGACCUAAAACAAAAGUAUCAAAAACUCAUAUUAAUGAAUUCCUUAUGUAUGGACAUACUACCGUUUAUCCAUUCUCCUGUUGAUAGACUUUAUGGUUCCAGUUUGACUAUUGCAAAUAAGGCUUAUCAUCCAGAUAAACAAAGUGCAGAUGUGCCAGCAGGAACAGUGGAGGAAUGUAUACAGAAGUUCAUCGAAAUUGAUCAGGCAUGGAAAAUUCUAGGGAAUGAAGAGACAAAAAAAGAGUAUGACCUGCAGCGGCAUGAAGAGGAUCUAAGAAAUAUGGGACCAGUAGAUGCUCAAGUAUAUCUUGAAGAAAUGUGUUGGAAUGAAGAUGAUCACUCUUUUUCUCUGAGUUGCCGAUGUGGUGGAAAAUACAGUGUUUCUAAGGAUGAAGCAGAAGAAGUUACCCUGAUUUCUUGUGAUACAUGUUCACUAAUUAUAGAACUCCUUCAUUAUGGCUGAAAUUGUUCACUAAGUGGGAUCCUUUAACUGUGUAUUCAGACAUGUUGAAGAGAGCCCAUUCAAGUAAAUGUAUAAAGCUGAUAAAAAGAAGUAGGAUUCUUUUUUUGGUCAGCUUUUAUUUGCAGAGAAAGUAUAAGACUGUCAAGCAAGGGCCACCCCAGAUUAAUAGAAAAUUAAUUUAGUUACUUAUAUGUAUUUAUAUUUUAUAUUUCUAGAUCACCAAAAAAAAAGGACUUGUAUUAUAAGUUAUAUUUUGUGAAUUCCCAUCUGAGAACUUUGUUAUUUGGUCCAUUUUUCCUUGGUAUAAGAAUUUUCCAUUUCUUUAAGCAUGUCUCCUCUUAUAAUGGGUCACAGUAUCAUCAUGUUUCUUUAUAGUUACUGAGUUUCUGAAGUAACAUGACAUUUCUAGCUGCUAAAGUUACAGGCCUAUUGUACAAGUAUCUCAAAGUCUCAAGUCAUUAGGAUUAAAUUAUAAUCUUUGUGAAUAACAUGUGAGCCUAGUACUCCCAUAAUGAGGGCUGGAUAUGGAUAUUCAUGAAGUUAUUUCAAAGUUAAUAAAGAAGGUAAAGUGGCAACUGUAGAAAGGAUAGCUUUGGAGUGAAAAGACUUGACUCGUCCUGACACUAUAUUUCCAGAUUCUUCGUGUGGCUACAUUAAAGGGAAUAAAGCUUGAACACUGCCAUCUUCAACUUUAAAUGUAACUUAGGAAAUGGUAGCUUUAAAAAAUAAAUAAAUAAAUUUGAUACAGAUGCAUUAUUUUCCUUUUUAUUUCAAAGUACUAAGUAUUAAUUCUUGUAUUUAUGAAUAAGGAACCACACUGCAUUGCUGGUAUGAUCAAAUGGACUUUUAUAAUGUUAUUAUUGAUUAUAAUAGACUCUAAAGAUUUUAUUUUUCUGUAUAUUUGAUACUUUAUGUACAGUAUAAGUCAGGACUCAUUUAAAAAAAAAUUGAGGAAUCCUUUAUGGGAUCACUGGAACUUUAUUACUUAAUUUCAAAUGAGUGAACCAAGCAUGUGUCAUAGCAGCUUUUUAUUAGGUUGAACCCAUGGUAUUUAUUAUUGGUUUGGACUUAAAAGACUAGUUACUACUCUGAUGUGUAAAUGUAGCAAAAGUAUGAGGCAUAUUCAAGAAAAGAUUACUUUCGUUAUAGCUAUAAAACCAAAAAUUCAGAAGUGAGGUUGUCAUCCAGGUUUUUUCCCUAAAAAUAUUUUUAUAUCGGGGCGCCUGGGUGGCUCAGUCGUUAAGCGUCUGCCUUCGGCUC
Messenger RNA from Neomonachus schauinslandi (Hawaiian monk seal), 1898 nucleotides. It is a transcript of the gene DNAJC24, whose product is annotated as DnaJ heat shock protein family (Hsp40) member C24. The coding region runs from base 102 to 638 and encodes 178 amino acids. Gene Ontology annotation, molecular function: ferrous iron binding; ATPase activator activity. The record is from RefSeq and is a predicted model, not a curated record. The transcript has 6 exons. Gene Ontology annotation, biological process: positive regulation of ATP-dependent activity. NCBI's taxonomy places the organism in Eukaryota, Metazoa, Chordata, Mammalia, Carnivora, Phocidae.